Cannabis sativa is the source of this 3766-nucleotide messenger RNA. RefSeq names its product pentatricopeptide repeat-containing protein At2g16880. The transcript is spliced from 2 exons. NCBI's taxonomy places the organism in Eukaryota, Viridiplantae, Streptophyta, Magnoliopsida, Rosales, Cannabaceae. The coding region runs from base 285 to 2603 and encodes 772 amino acids. The record is from RefSeq and is a predicted model, not a curated record. Gene Ontology annotation, molecular function: protein binding.
ACCUAACUAACAGCUAACAACACUCAGCCUCACUCACAUCCUCACCUCACGCCGCUUGCUCCUCCCUAAUCCCUCUCACUCUACCAAAUGAGCUCACGCCUGAAAGUAAAACUGUAAAAACCAGCGAUUGAUGUUCUAGUUUGAACUUUGAACCGUGACUGGCUGGCAGUGCCUCCCAGGCGGAACCUCCUCUCUCUCUCUCUCUCUGCCACAGGCCGACGCUCGCGGUUCGCUGGUUCGCCCGAGGUUUAGGUAUUUGGAUUGUGGCAACUUGGUGAGGGAACAUGAAGACAAUGUCAGCGAUUACCCAAUCCCAGCUCCUCCAAACUAUAACAACUAUCCUCACCUCCAGCAACACUCCACGGUUCCAUGCCCUUAACGCGUACAUUCCCCAUCUUACAGAGAGCCUGCUGAUCUCAAUCUUCUCAUCCAAAUCUCUGAAUUCCCAACCAACCACCCUCCUUUCCUUUUUUCAGUGGUCACAAACUCACACUCCCUCCCUCACUCAAUCUCCAGCCCUACUCCUCACUCUUGUUCCAUCUCUCCUUCGCCACAAUAAGUUCUCUGAUGUGAAGUCCCUUCUUGUCUCGUUUAUUGCCUCUGAUAGGCAAAACAAGCUCCACCAAGCCCUCCUCCAUCCUGAUCACACCCUUCCUAGACCUUCUAGAGCACUUCUUGAUACUUCUAUUGGUGCAUAUAUUGAGUCCGGGAAACCUCACCUCGCUGUUCAAAUUUUCAACAAGAUGAAGCGACACCAAUUUCGUCCCAAUUUGCUUACUUGUAACACACUUCUCAAUGCGCUGGUAAGAUUCCCUUCUACACAUACGAUUUCGAUGUCUCAGGGAAUUUUUAAGGAUAUGAUUAAGUUAGGGGUUAGCCCUAAUGUGAAUACUUUUAAUAUUUUGAUGCGCGGUUAUUGUUUCGAGAACAAGUUCAAGGAUGCUUUUGAGCUGUUGAGUAAAAUGAGUGAGUUUAAUUGUUUGCCUGAUAAUGUUAGUUACAAUACAUUAUUGGAUGCACUGUGUAAGAAGGGACAAUUGACAGAGGCUCGAAACUUGUUGUUGGACAUGAAAAAUAGAAGACUAAUGCCGAAUAGGAACACAUAUAAUGUCUUAGUUUGUGGGUAUUGUAAGUUGGGUUGGUUAAAAGAGGCAGCAAAGAUCAUUGAGUUGAUGACACAAAAUAAUUUGUUGCCUGAUAUCUGGACUUACAAUAUGUUGAUUAGUGGGUUUUGUAAGGAAGGCAGAAUUGAAGAGGCUUUUAGGCUUCGUGAUGAGAUGGAACGGUUGAAAUUGUUGCCUGAUGUGAUCACUUAUAACACAUUGAUCAAUGGGUGUUUUGACAUUGGGAAUAGUACAGAGGCAUUUAAGUUGAUUGAUGAAAUGAAUGAAAAGGGACUGAAACAAAAUGAAGUCACUCACAAUAUAUUGGUGAAGUGGUUUUGCAAGGAAGGCAAUAUGGAUGAAGCGUGUGAUACUGUACAGAAAAUGGAAGAAAGUGGAACUUCUCCUGAUUGUGUUACUUACAAUACUUUAAUUAACGGGUUUUGCAAAGCAGGGAAAAUAGAUGAAGCAUUUAGGAUGAUGGGUGAGAUGAAUAGGAAAGGUCUCAAGAUGGACACUUUUACUCUCAAUACUGUUCUACGUAUGCUGUGUGUCGAAAAUAAGCUUGAUGAGGCAUAUAAGUUGCUUAACAGUGCGAGUAGGCGAGGUUAUAUUGUCGAUGAGGUCAGUUUUGGAACAUUGAUGAUGGGUUACAUCAAGAAUGAAAAAGUGGACAGAGCUUUGGAGCUUUGGGAUGAAAUGAAGGAGAAGCAGGCUAUCCCCAGUAUUAUCACCUAUAACAGUAUUAUAGGAGGUCUAUGCCAGUCUAGAAAAACUGAUAAAGCAAUAGAUAAGUUAAAUGAAUUCUUAGAGAGUGGUCUAGUUCCGGAUGAAACAACAUACAACACUAUCAUUCAUGGUUACUGCCAGGAGGGCGAAGUGGAGAAAGCAUUUCAAUUCCACAACAAGAUGGUUGAGAAAUCAUUCAAACCUAAUGUGUUUACAUGUAAUAUUCUUCUUAAUGGACUUUGUAGAGAGGGUAUGCUUGAAAAGGCUUUGAGGCUUUUCAACACGUGGAUUUCAAAAGGAAAACAUAUUGAUGUUGUUACUUACAAUACAUUGAUAGCGAGUUUGUGUAAGGAAGGUAGAUUUGGCGAUGCAUUUGAUCUUCUUGUAGACAUGGAAAAGAAGAAAUUAGUGCCUGAUCAUUAUACUUACAAUGCAAUUCUCAGUGGACUUACUGAUGCCGAUAGAAUUAAGGAGGCUGAAGAGUAUUUGUCCAAAAUGAUAGAGAGUGGAAAAUUACCUGAGCAUUUCUUACAAAUGACUAAGGAACAAGACAUUGUGACCCAAGAAUUAUCUGUGGAGUCUGAUUCAAUAUCUGUUGGUUAUACGGAAAAGAUCAACCAACUUUGUUCUGAAGGGAAAUACAAGGAUGCCAUGCACGCCUUUGAUGAAUCUAAAAAGAAAGGAGUUGCUCUAAAUAAAUCGGUUUAUAUGAACCUGAUCAAUGGGCUAAUCAAGAGGCGUAAAAGCUUAUCUCGGUCUGUCAUGUUGUAGUAGACCAUGAUCGUUUUUUGCAGUGUCAUCCACUUUGUUCUACUCAAAAUUGUCAGAUGGACCAUAAUAAACAUUUGGUGUACUUAAAAGUGGCAUCUCGACCAUACUCAACAAUUCUAGGUACAAUCUUUAUUUAUUUAAAAGAAAAAGGAAUUUGAAUUGUAACAUAUGGUUCGGUGGUUGUAACCUGAUUGUUUUUUUUUUCCUUCAAAGAAUUGUUAUGGCACUCGAGGCAAAUCAACCUAUAAUAUUUUCUUUUUUUUUUUUUGAAAAAUCAUGUGUUUAGAAUCUAUACUGGUAAGCUCUUUGUAAGUUGACUGCUUUUUUUUUUUUUGUGACUAUAUUGAUGCCAACUUCUGUUUACUUCCGUGACAACUUUUGUUUUUGUGACUAUGAAAGUAAUUAAAGAUAUAUUUCUUGCAGAGAAGAUUAGAUUACUGAUGUUUGUGGCAACGUUAUAUCUCAUAACAAAGUGUCACACUAUUCAUUCAUCUCAUCACUUAUAGUAUUAACUUUUAAACUUUUAACUCCUAGAAUAUUUGGGGACUUUGCAGGUAAUUGGUAGCUAAUAUCACAGUAAUAUCAGUCCAUUACAGGAUCUCCAUUUUACCUAAUUGGGUAUGAGUCGAUUUAAAUGUCUGAAUCUCUUUCAUCCAAAUUUAUUUAGUGUAAUGUAGUUUCUAUUUCAAUGUGAAAUACUUUGAGAGCUCCAGAUUGUUGAAUGCUUUCAUGCAGCUGUUGUGGUCCAUAUUGGUCCAUGAAUUUGGCAUUCUAUGCUCCAUACCACCCACCCACCAUCUUAGUCAGCUGUUAGUGUGCAAAUAGAGAGGGACAGGAGGAUCAAAAUGAUGUGGACAGCAACCCUCCUUGCUAUUCUCUGGGCUGUUGGCUAGAAAGGAACAACAGUCUUUGAAGAUAAAGAAGUGGCUGUAGAAGAUAUGUGGGAGAAGGUCAAAUUUUGGGUGGCAAUUUGGGGGAUUAUCUUUCCUGGAUCUCGCCAGAGAUUGGGAAAACUUUUCUUGUAUUAUAAAUUUUUAGCUUGUGUUUAAUGUUUUGCUUUAUGUUUCGUAUAUAAUUCCAUCUGGCUACUUCUGAGGUGAGAUCAUUUUGUAUAGGAAUAAUUGUGCUUAUUUUUAUUAUUUUAUUUAUUCAAUUUUUUUUUU